Messenger RNA from Lolium rigidum, 1677 nucleotides. RefSeq names its product L-ascorbate oxidase homolog. The transcript is spliced from 7 exons. Lineage: Eukaryota; Viridiplantae; Streptophyta; Magnoliopsida; Poales; Poaceae. The record is from RefSeq and is a predicted model, not a curated record. Bases 1 to 1677 code for a protein of 558 amino acids. Gene Ontology annotation, molecular function: copper ion binding; oxidoreductase activity.
AUGGCGGCGGCGGCGGCGGCGCUGGUUACGCUCGCGUGCGUCUGCUCGCUCGUCCUCUCCGUGCACGGCGAGGCCCCGUACAAGUUCUUCGACUGGAAUGUCAGCUAUGGCGACAUCAACCCGCUCGGAGUUCCGCAGCAGGGAAUUCUCAUCAACGGGCAGUUUCCGGGGCCGGAGAUCGACUGUGAGACGAACGCCAAUCUGAUCAUCAACGUGCACAACAGCUUGCCGGAGCCAUUCCUACUUUCAUGGAAUGGGAUCCAGCAAAGAAAGAACUCGUGGCAGGAUGGCGUGUCCGGCACCAAUUGCCCCAUCCCUCCUGGCCAGAACUACACUUACCGUAUGCAGGCGAAGGAUCAGAUUGGCAGCUUCUUCUACUACCCCUCACUCGCCUUCCACAAGGCUGCCGGUGGCUUCGGCGCCAUCCGCAUCAACAGCCGCCCCCGCGUCCCGGUCCCGUUUCCCCCGCCGGCCGACGAGUAUACCGUGCUCAUCGGUGAUUGGUACAACGCCACCCACAAGGCUCUGCAAACCACGAUGGACAACGGAACGCAGCUGCCUUUCCCGGACGCCAUCCUGAUCAAUGGCAAGGGGCCGCACGGCGGCGCAAACUUCACCGUCCAGCAAGGGAACACGUACAGGCUGCGCAUCUCCAAUGUGGGCAUUCAGAACACUCUGAACUUCAUGAUCCAAGACCACAACGUGACGCUCGUGGAGGUGGAGGGCACACACACGGUGCAGAACACCUACACCUCCCUCGACGUCCAUGUCGGGCAGUCGCUGUCCGUGCUCGUCUCCGCCGACCGCCUGCCCAGGGACUACCACAUCGUCGUCUCCACCCGCUUCACCAACCAAACCCUCAACUCCACCGCCGUGCUGCACUACGCCGGCUCGAGCUUCCCCGCUUGGGGGCGGCCACCUGUUGUGAACACCAGCGACGUUGAUUUUUCGCUUGAGCAGGCUCGCUCCAUCAGGACGAACCUAACGGCGAGCGGGCCAAGGCCAAACCCACAGGGGUCGUACCACUACGGGUCCAUCAAUGUGACCCGCACCAUCAGGCUGGCCAACUCGGCUGGGCAGGUCGACGGUAAGCUGAGGUAUGGCGUGAAUGGCGUGUCAUACGUGGAUUCUGACACGCCCCUCAAGUUGGCUGACUACUACAACCUCACCGGCGUGUUCAAGAUGGGCGGUAUCGCAGAUGAGCCCGCGACAACCAACGGGACAGGUCCGAAUGAGACCAACACCGGCACGGAGUUGCAGAAUGUGACGGCCGUCAUGGACUCCGACCACCGCUCCUUCGUCGAAGUGGUGUUCGAGAACAAUGAGGACACCGUCCAGAGCUGGCACCUCGAUGGGUAUAGCGUCUUCGUAGUCGGGAUGGAAAAAGGAGUGUGGAGCGAGCAGAGCAGGACAACCUACAAUCUUGUGGAUGCAGUUGCGCGCUGCACGGUGCAAGUGUAUCCUAGAGCAUGGACAGCCAUCUUCAUCGCACUGGACAACGUGGGCAUGUGGAACCUGAGAUCAGAGGAUUGGACAAGGAGGUACCUAGGCCAACAGUUCUACCUCCGGGUGUACACGCCAACACAUUCCUUCCGUGAUGAGCUCCCCAUCCCGGACAAUGCUCUCCUUUGUGGCCAGGCAACCAACACCAGCGGCCUCCCCUUCUCUCUAUACUAA